Messenger RNA from Hippocampus zosterae (dwarf seahorse), 3869 nucleotides. RefSeq names its product disintegrin and metalloproteinase domain-containing protein 23 (gene adam23b). Gene Ontology annotation, molecular function: metalloendopeptidase activity. Lineage: Eukaryota; Metazoa; Chordata; Actinopteri; Syngnathiformes; Syngnathidae. Gene Ontology annotation, cellular component: presynaptic membrane. Bases 101 to 2446 code for a protein of 781 amino acids. The transcript has 26 exons. Gene Ontology annotation, biological process: proteolysis. The record is from RefSeq and is a predicted model, not a curated record.
AUCUGAUCAUCGGCACCUCCCUGCCCGCCACGAUGGGCUGCAAGCGCCACGCUACCUCGUUGUGUUGAUAUCGAGAUAUUUCAAUCAUCAAAUAUGAAUCAUGCGUUUGAUAUUUCUGGACACUUUGCUCGCCAGCAUCCUCGCGCUCUGGCUUCACGCAUCACCGGCGUCAUCCGCUUCUCACAGUGCAGAGGACAAGGUUGAGAGGGACGCAGUGCCGGUGAAGCAACAGGCGACUGCAGCACCCGUUUCGGAAAACACAGCCCACCAUGCAGCUGCCGAGCAGGUGAUCGCCUACCCAUCUCGCCUCAUCUACUACCUAAACGAGGACUCUGAGAGUGCCUACCAUGAUCUGGACACGCGGGCCAGGAGCCAAACCACAGACGGUCAGGCGAUCCACCUUGCUCAGGUCAGCUUCCAACUAGAAGCUUUCAGCACCCGAUUUGUUCUGGAUCUCACCCUGAACAAUGACCUGCUGUCUUCAGAUUAUGUCGAGAUCCAUUACGAGGGGGAUAAGCCUGUUCUAUCAAAGGGCGGUGAGCACUGUUACUACCACGGGCAGGUGAGAGGCAACGGUGGCUCCCGUGUGGCCUUAUCUACCUGCAACGGGCUGCACGGGAUGUUUGACGAUGGAGCCCAUGUGUAUGUAAUUCAGCCUCUACAACAGACUCAUUCAAUCGACACAGCUGGCAGGCCUCACCAGCUCCGAAGAACUGCCUCGUUUCAGUGGAAAAAUGAGUCACAGCAACUGGCGGAGGAGGAGGAGGAGAAGCUCUUCUCGGAGCUGGAUGAACUCUCCUGGCUGAUGCGCCGGAAAAAGCGAGCCAUAAGUGUUUUUGAGGAGAUGAAAUACUUGGAGAUCAUGAUUGUCAGUGACCACAGUAUGAACAAACGACAAAAAACCAAGCAGCACACGCGGAAUUUUGCCAAGUCUGUGGUCAAUCUGGUGGAUGCUGUCUUCAAAGAGCAGCUGCGAACUCGUGUGGUGCUGGUUGCUUUGGAGAUCUGGACAGAGAAAGAUCAGAUUCCGGUCAGCGUGAGGCCGUUGGAAAUGCUGCGGGAUUUUUCCAAGUACCGCCAGCAGAGCAUCAAGCACCACGCGGACGCAGUGCACCUCUUCUCAAAUGUGACCUUUCACUACCGCAGAAGUAGCGCAGCCUACUUCGGAGGCAUGUGCUCUGUGAGCCGGGGGGUUGGCAUCAAUGAGUACGGCAGCACCUGGUCCAUGGCGGGCUCUUUAGCCCAGAGCCUGGCUCAGAAUCUGGGCAUCCAGUGGGACCCCGCAUCCAAGAGAAAGGAGUGCGGUUGCACUGACUCGUGGGCCGGCUGCAUCAUGGAGGACACUGGUGUCCAACACCCACGGAGAUUCUCCAAAUGCAGCAUCUCAGACUACAAGGACUUCCUGUUGAAAGGUGGAGGCUCGUGUCUGUUUAAUAGGCCCACAAAGUUGUUGGAGCCCACCGAGUGCGGGAAUGGAUUUGUGGAAGUGGGAGAGGAGUGCGACUGCGGCGCGAGAGCUGAGUGCUACAAGGGAUGCUGCAAAAAGUGUUCGCUGGCCAACGGGGCGCACUGCAGCGACGGCCCCUGCUGCAAUACCACGUGCCUGUUCUUCCCACGAGGUUACAGUUGCCGCUAUGCUGUGAAUGACUGCGAUAUCUCAGAGACCUGCUCCGGGGACUCUGGACAGUGCCCUCCCAACCUUCAUAAACAAGACGGGUACCUCUGCCAGGUGAACCAGGGGCGCUGCUACAGUGGGGAGUGUAAGACCCGAGAGAACCAGUGCAGAUACAUCUGGGGGCCAAAGGCUGGAGGCUCAGAGAAGUUCUGCUACGAGAAGUUAAACACCGAGGGCACCGAGAAGGGCAACUGCGGAAGGGACGGCGACAAAUGGAUCCAGUGCGGCAAGCACGAUGUCUUCUGCGGUUAUCUCUUAUGCACCAACAUCGGCCGCAACCCUCGCAUUGGAACAAUGAAAGGAGAGAUCACCCCCACCUCUUUUAACCAUCAAGGCAGGCUGAUAGACUGCAGCGGUGGACACGUUCUUUUGGACGAUGAGACCGAUUUAGGCUACGUGGAUGACGGGAGUCCUUGCGGGCCGUCAAUGAUGUGCCUUGACCACAAGUGUCUGUCCAUCCAGUCGCUCAACAUUAGCACCUGCCCGACUGGACCUAAUGGCCAAGUGUGCUCUGCUCACGGGGUGUGCAACAACGAAGCCACAUGCACCUGUGACACCACGUGGGCGGGGACAGACUGCAGUAUGCCUGACCCUCCGAAAGUCCCCGAGACCACUCCAACUCAAGGGCCCAAGGGUCCUAGCGCCACCAAUCUAAUAAUAGGCUCCAUCGCCGGAGCGAUCCUUGUGGCUGCCAUAGUGCUGGGGGGGACUGGAUGGGGUUUUAAAAAUGUGAAGAAGCGGCGAUACGACCCCAACGCCACAGCCAUUUAACGCUGAAGGGCGGACGCCAAUCGCAGACGGACUCCUCCAAGGCUUCCUUAGUCGGCCAACCAGACAGCUGGACUGCACUUAACUGCUGCUGACUUUUGGCAUUAGAUUUACUUGAAUAUUACAUAAUAUACUUAAAAAUAAAACAGAUGGUGGACAUUGGAACCAAUUCCAUCGUAGUGACAUUAGACGCGCGCAACCUUUUAGCCUUUUCCACACCACUCAUCACACGCAAGCCUGAUCUCGAGAUUGACAGAGCUCCUCGACCGCCCUCCGUUUUCAAGUGCCGGUGCGCAGGUGCUCGGACACCUGGCAUGAGUCUCCGCGCGUCCGGCGCUGCUUGCUGGCCCUCUGGCAUGAAGAGCACCUCUCCACGGGCUCUGCAUGGCUACGUAAGCUGUGAAUAUUCAGCCGAAACACAUCCUUCCAAAGAGAAAGGAAAGCAAAAUGCGGGGAGAGAAAGCGUGACGGCAGACUGCAUGUGAGCUCACCCAGUGAAUGGUGUCAAAAAUUGUACAUAAGUGCAGUAUUUCAGCUUUGGAAUUAUUUUCCCACUGAAUUUUUUUUUUUUUUUUUUUUUUUACAUUAGCAUGUUUUAUAGCAGGCUUUUGAAACACUAAUAGGGAGAACUUGGGGCCAAAAACGUAACCUCCCGAGCCUCGCCGUUUGGCAUCCAAGAAAAGCAUGUCCGAGAUCAAGUGCGGUCCCGUCGCUGUGUUGACGUUGAAGGAAAAGCCAAAGAAGCAAUCACCAUUGAACAUAUGGAUGUUGCACACGGAGCACUUUGCCCUCUGUCGUGUCCAGCCAGGGCUCACCCAUCCACCGCACCCCACCAUAUCUCGCUUAACCUUUUACUCUCAUAGACUCUCAGUAGGAAUCAAGUCGACAGGAAACGCUGCAUGCAAUCACUGUAUAGUGGGCUUAUAAUAAUUCUAUAUGGGAGUUCCCCCCCAGGAUCUCUAAGAAAAUACGCUUCAAAAAGAUAAGGUGCAUGUCAAACAACGAAACAUUUAACUUUUAUUUACUAUGCAAAGGAGAGAGAUUGCACAAAAACGGUGGAGCGACGUGGGAUUUGAAAAACCUUCCGCUAAUCAUCAUUUUCUCGAUUUGGCCGCUCUCUCAUCUUGUUUCAUUUUGCUUCAAAAGAGCAAAAACAGCGGAUUCAUAUUUACUAUGACGAAUAAUCAAACGAGAGCACUCCCGUCUGUGUGUGUGUGUGUGUAUGUGUGUCACAUCUAAUGUUUUGAAUCACAUUCACACAAAAUGGUGCCUGUACAUAUUGAGGCCUCACGCAGGGUUCUUCUUCUUGUCCUCUCCAGACGGUUGCGGGUGUGUUGCCCCCAUGUCUCUCGUCUGCUCGUUCACUGUCCUUUCUCACUGCAUCAUGUACACUUGGACUGGUCAAUAAAGUACUGACUCCUUUUAA